Molecule: messenger RNA, 3321 nt
Organism: Oncorhynchus nerka (sockeye salmon)
Lineage: Eukaryota; Metazoa; Chordata; Actinopteri; Salmoniformes; Salmonidae
Product: T-cell immunomodulatory protein-like
Exons: 18
Coding region: 220-2031 (603 amino acids)
Cellular component (GO): plasma membrane
Source: RefSeq, a predicted model, not a curated record
ACACCACCCCUUUAAUGAACAUGUCAAGAGUCUUUCUACCGCUUGUGCCAAUUAUGUUCUUUAACUUUAUACAUACGACUAAAUAAGGCUAGAUUUUUUUUUUCUUCACAAAUGUCAAACCCCACUCGUUUAGGCUUAAGGCAUUGCUUGCUGUCAAUUCACCAUCUGCCGUAAACCGAACACGCACUGCAAUAUUCCAGUUUGUGUUUGAAUUGAACUAUGAGGAUGUGGAUAUUGUUUAUCAAUAUUUUUACAUUUACUGUGUAUUUUGCAGGGAAGUAUUCAGCAUCUGCUCUUCAAGAUGUAACAACUGACUUGUUCGGGUCUGAAAAUCAUGGCACUGUGGCUGCUUUUGGUGAUUUCAACUCGGAUAAACAGACAGAUAUUUUCAUAAUCAGAGAACAAUCUGAGUUGGUGAUAUUCUUGGCUGAUCUGAAAGCCCCAUACUUCAAGCCAAAAGUACAUAUCACUAAAAAGGAUUUGCCUGUCAAUUGUAUCAUAACCGGUGUUGUUCCCGGAGACUACGAUGGAGAUUCUCAGAUGGAUGUGCUUCUUACAGUUCAGCUCAAGACCAAGGCCACCUCAGACACAAUGGUUGUUGUAUUCUGGGGAAACAACCAAACCCUGGAUGAACAAGUUGACCUUAAUAAGACAUUUGUGGACCAACCUCUGAUAAUGGACUUCAAUGGGGACAUGAUUCCAGACAUCUUUGGGGUUUCUGCUGAUUUCUCCACUGAAGUCUGCUAUCUUACUGGAAGGAACGCAGUGUGGCAGCCAGCUCUUAGUUCACCUGUCAAGAUACGUAUUCCUCAUUCCAAUGCUUUCAUCGACCUAAAUAAGGAUUUCACCGCCGAUUUGUUCCUCACAACCCAAGUUGGCAAUGGUCUGGGCUUCGAGACGUGGAUUAAUAAGGAUGGGAACUUCACCAAAACCCAGCCCGGAAGUAUACCAGAAAAUGUCAAGAAAGUUGGCCAGUCUUCUUUUGUCGACUUUAAUGGAGAUGGGUUCCAGGACCACCUUCUUCCAGUGUGUCUGGACGAUGCAUGCCACAGGAGUGCCAUCUACCUUUCUAAGCCCGGGGAACCUGAGUGGGUGCCAGUCCUGACCGAUUUCCAGAGGAGGGAGACUCUCUGGGGCUUUGUGCCCCCCCAGACCACCCCUCCUGCUGGGGAGCUCCACAACCCCAUCGCUCUGCACCUGGGAGACUACAACAUGGACGGCUUCCCUGACGCCCUGGUCAUCCUGCGCAAUACUAGCGGGAGUGGUCAGCAGGCCUUCCUCCUGGAGAAUGUUCCGUGUGACAACGCCAGCUGUAAGGAUGUGGGCCGCAUGUUUCGUGUCCACUGGGACCAGUCUGACCUGGGGGCCAUCCCCGGGGCCGCCGUGGCCACCUUCUUCGACAUCUAUGAGGAUGGAAUAUUGGAUAUGAUCGUGCUCAGCAAAGAGGAGGGGAAAGAGGGCUUCGCUAUCCACGCUUUGAAGAACAACUUUGAAGCCGACGCGUACUUCGUCAAAGUGAUUGUGCUCAGUGGACUCUGUUCUAACGACUGCCCGGGAAACGUCAAGCCGUUUGGUGUGAACCAGCCUGGACCGUACGUUAGCUACACUACUGUGGACUCCAACGGCUACCUGAAGAACGCCUCGGCGGGCCAGCUGAGCCAGUCGGCCCACCUCUCCCUGCAGCUGCCUUACACCGUCCUGGGUCUGGGGCGCAGCGCCAACUUCCUGGACCACCUGUACGUGGGUAUCCCCCGGCCCCUCGAGGACAAGGAUGUGAGGAAGCAGGAGUGGACAGCCAUCAUCCCCAACUCGCAGCUCAUAGUCAUUCCAUACCCACACAACGAGCCCCGCAGUUGGAGUGCGAAAUUAUAUCUGACCCCCAGUAACAUAGUCCUGCUGACCGCCAUCGCUCUGAGCGGAGUGUGUGUGUUCAUCCUGGUCAUCAUUGGCAUCCUCCACUGGCAGGAGAAGAAAGCGGACGACCGGGAGAAGAGACAGGAAGCACACCGGUUCCAUUUUGAUGCCAUGUGAAGGAGCACAGGAAGAGAUGGACCAUGGGAAAAAAGUCAUGCCAGCUUUCUGUUUUAUUUAUUUAUUUAUUUAUGUUUGCUGGUCGAUGGAAUUGUUUAUUUAUUUGAUCCCCUCGGGCUCUUGACGAUGAGCCAUUUAAAGUGUUUAUAUAUCCAUUAGACAUUAUCAAAUGUAAAAGAGACAGACAGGUUACUUCUGGCAUACUUGCACAGUUUUGGCAUACUUGCACAUUUCAAGGGCCAAAAUGAUGGAUGAACCCAAAUCUAAACAGGACUACUGAGUGAAAUUACACUGAGUUAUAUCCCAGUUUACUUUUUUAUUCAAUGGUUUGGCUCAGCUCAUUAUGUAUGGUUGUCAAAUGGGCACUAACAGUUUACGUCAUGAAUUUUGCAAUAAUGUUCCAUCCAAGCCAUCCUGAUCUGCAAAACACAUUACCGAUGUGUUUGUUUUGGGGGAAGCAUUGCUAUUGUAAUGCUACUUGAAUAUUUAUGUCUGUAAACCCAUUGUCUUCCUGGAUGUCAAUCUGCAAAGGUUAUUGUUUUCCGUGUACUGUUAUAGUGAGAUCUUACACAUAGAGUCCACUGACCCAAACAGGGUAUUUACACUGGAUGCAUCCAUUGUGCUCUACUGUAUAUAAUGCACAUAGUACAUGGUCCAUAAUGAGGGGUUACUGUAUGUGUCAAGUUCAUUAUGUAUUUUUCCUCUCCUUUUUUCAAAUUCCCCUCCAAAUCCCUGACACAAUGUCUUAUCCUUGUUUGACCGUUCCCACUCUCCCACUGCCGUCACUCACAGUGGUCUUGGAAUGGCCUGUACUAUGUCCUUAGCUUUUUAGUCUUUCUCACUCUUAAUAAUCGUGUUUGUCUCGCAUGAUAAACACAGUGUGUUUUUGGAGUUACAAACCCUUAUGUGUUCAUUAAAAACGUACAUGAAACUGUGGCGGUCAAUUGAAGAAUGGUCCAUAUACUAUAUAUACUUAAACUACUUCCUCUUACAAGGGGAAAUAGGUUUGUUCUUUAACCAACAGGAAGUGCAAUCAUCAAUAUUAUCACCAAUGUCAAGUUUCUUCUAUUAAUCAUUCUAUUUCAUUUGGAAUUAACUUGGGGCACAUGCUAUCAUCUCAUGUCUGUGGUUUAAAUAAUGAUUGAUAGUGAUCAGUCUAAUUGAUUGUAUUUUUGUGUUUGUGUGUGGAUUGUGCUUAUAAUCGGAAAUGUUCAACUGAAGUAUGAUCAUUUCUGUUGAGAAUGUUUAUGGGACGAUGGGUUGAAAAUUAAAAGUGUUUAUCGUGCUUAA